Messenger RNA from Calliphora vicina (urban bluebottle blowfly), 1641 nucleotides. It is a transcript of the gene unpg, whose product is annotated as unplugged. Gene Ontology annotation, biological process: regulation of nervous system development; regulation of transcription by RNA polymerase II. The record is from RefSeq and is a predicted model, not a curated record. Gene Ontology annotation, cellular component: nucleus. Bases 3 to 1514 code for a protein of 503 amino acids. NCBI's taxonomy places the organism in Eukaryota, Metazoa, Arthropoda, Insecta, Diptera, Calliphoridae. Gene Ontology annotation, molecular function: DNA-binding transcription factor activity, RNA polymerase II-specific; RNA polymerase II transcription regulatory region sequence-specific DNA binding. The transcript is spliced from 3 exons.
AUAUGGAUACCAUAACGUCAACAAAACUUACCAAAUUUCCAACACCAUUUACCAUAGAAAGUUUAAUAGCCAACCACCACCAACAUGCCGCCACAAAAACUUCAGAUGAUUCUAUGAAUUCGGUGGAAGUUUCGGAGGAAUUGAGUGCCCGCGCUAUGGUGGCUUCAUCGGCCUUAGGUUUAACCAAUUUCCCCCUCUAUAAUCCCUGGCUACAUGGCUACUUUGCCCAAAAUCAUGAUCGAAUUACACAACUCUUUGCCAAUGGCGGUGAAUACAAUAUGCCUCUUAACCUGCUGACAAAAGAACCACCAAGUGCCAACGAAAACUUAGGAAAUAGCAAUUUACCACUAACACCCAAUUCCCAAACUUUAAAUCUAUCAAAAUCCUCUAGUGAUGCAGAAACUCGACUACAGUCACGUUUGUUAUUUAAUCCCAACUUUGGUUUAAGCAUUGGCUCGACCUCCAAUAACGUUUCAGCGGUCCACACAAUCUCACCGCCCAUGUCGGUCAAUGAAGCUCUGCUGCAUCAAUCUGCCCUGGCCGCCAGCGAUUUAAAUUCACGCCAACGUCUUGCUGAAAUAAUGGCCGCUAGCGGUUUAAGUGAUAAUGUACAAAAUCUAAGUAUGGCUAAUCGUUUUGCCCAGAAUAUGGGUAAAGUGUUAACAGAUGCCGCCGCCUUAACCUCUAACACCGUUCCACCGUCUUUGUUUAGCCACCACGUAACGGCAAAUUCACUACAAGAAUCGUUGUCGAAUAGUGCCAGUGUGAAGAAUCAUUCGGAGGCAUCGUUGGAUGUUGGUGGCAUGGAAACUGAUUAUGAUUGUAGCGGCGAUUCUUGCAGUGAUAUAAGUUUGACAAUGUCACCAAAGAAUUACAGGACUGAAAUGGAUAAAAAUCAAGCAUACCCUCACUCAGAUAGCGAAGACUGCUCUGAUGACGAUGGUAAUUCGGCGGGUAAUAAAGACUCCAGCAAUAGCAGUGGUCAAAAUUCAAAAUCCCGACGGAGAAGAACCGCAUUUACAUCCGAGCAACUACUAGAACUGGAAAGAGAAUUUCAUGCAAAGAAAUAUUUAAGUCUGACCGAAAGAAGUCAAAUUGCCACUAGUCUGAAAUUAAGUGAAGUUCAAGUGAAAAUUUGGUUUCAAAAUCGUCGCGCCAAAUGGAAACGCGUCAAAGCCGGACUUUCCUCACACGGUUUGGGUCGCAAUGGCGCGACAGGCACGAAAAUCGUGGUACCCAUACCAGUGCAUGUCAAUCGUUUUGCCGUGCGCUCACAGCACCAACAAAUGGAGAAAAUGUGCCUGAGCGGUCCUAAGCCAGAUCUACGCAAAAAGAUUACCUCCGACACAAGUGGUUUUGAGAAGUUUAGCGGCAGUUUAAGUGUCACGAACGCUCCUAAUACGGUAAAUAAUACACCUGCGGCAGCAUUAAUGGCAGCGGCGGCAGCUAAUUUAACGGCUGCCACCAGCGCCGUAACGGGCACACUAGCGUUGGCACGUAGUAGUAUCUAUUAAUCAUUUAUUUAUUAGAUUAAAUUAUAUUCAUAUUACUAUUAUUAUAAAUACCUAUUUACAUUUUAAUUUUCACUUGCGAGUAUCUACUAUAAUACUAUAUUGUAUAUUGAUUGUACUUAAUAAUGUA